CGCGCACCCGUCGUCGUUCUCUGCCCACUGGACCGGUGGACUUGGAGGCAGCGGAUUCUGGGACAGCAAGCCACCAGGCAGGACAGCGCUGUGGGGACGCCAGGCUAAGUGUUUAUCAUGGCUUCCAGCCACGCCGUGUUGAUGAGGCUGGUAGCUUCGGCAUAUUCUAUUGCUCAGAAGGCAGGAACCAUAGUCAGGUGUGUCAUUGCUGAAGGAGACCUGGGCAUCGUACAGAAGACCUCAGCCACUGACCUGCAGACCAAAGCAGACCGCUUGGUACAGAUGAGCAUAUGCACUUCCCUGGCACGGAAAUUCCCGAGGCUGACAAUUAUAGGGGAAGAGGACCUGCCUCCUGGGGAAGUGGAUCAAGAGCUGAUUGAAGACGGGCAGUGGGAGGAGAUCCUGAAGCAGCCGUGCCCAUCGCAGUACUGCGCUAUCAAGGAAGAAGACCUUGUGGUUUGGGUUGACCCCUUAGAUGGCACCAAGGAAUACACUGAAGGUCUUCUUGACAAUGUGACAGUUCUCAUUGGGAUUGCUUAUGAAGGGAAGGCCAUUGCAGGCAUCAUCAACCAGCCGUAUUACAACUACCAGAACAAUGAAAAGGAGAAGCUCAGGGAACACAGGAAUGAGGCAAAGGCGGGACCUGACGCUGUGCUGGGCAGGACCAUCUGGGGAGUUCUGGGUCUGGGUGCUUUUGGGUUUCAGCUGAAAGAAGCACCUGCUGGGAAGCACAUUAUCACGACCACCAGAUCCCACAGCAACAAGCUGGUCACAGACUGCGUGUCGGCCAUGAACCCCGACACCGUGCUGCGGGUGGGAGGAGCAGGAAACAAGAUUAUCCAGCUGAUUGAAGGCAAAGCCUCUGCCUAUGUAUUUGCAAGUCCUGGAUGUAAGAAAUGGGACACUUGUGCCCCAGAAGUUAUCUUGCAUGCUGUGGGAGGGAAGUUGACAGACAUCCACGGGAAUGCCCUGCAGUACGACAAGGACGUGAAACACAUGAACUCUGCCGGAGUCCUGGCCGCACUGCGGAACUAUGAGUACUAUGCAAGCCGAGUUCCAGAGUCGGUCAAAAGUGCACUUGUUCCCUGAAGGGGUCUGUCACUUACCCAGGGGCCUUGGUUCAAAGGAGCACAUUUUAGAACUGAUUAAUUGAUUGCACAAUUAGAGAUCUGCCUGCAUUCAUCAUUGAUCAGUGAUUUAUUAGUAGUUAGGGGUAGAGAUGGAAUUAAAGAAUUGUCUUCAUAUUGUCUAAUACUCUGAAGACUUAGGUAUAUAAUACAAUUGUCAUUUCUCCUGCCUAAAAAGGAUUAGUCAGGUGUGGUGGCACUUACGGAAGUCAUUCCUAUCCCAGUGGUUGAACUAGGAAGAUUGCUUGAGGCCAGGGCCUUGAGACUAGCCUCCUUUACAUAGCAAGACACAGCCUAAAAACAAAGAAGAGAAAAAAACCAGAAUUUACUUUUAAUAAUUAGCCAACCAGGCCCAUCGUUCUGCUUUUGUUAUUGUUGUUUGCUCGGGGGUUUUUCCCGUUCUUUUUGUUUGGUUCCCCCCCCCCCCCCGUUUUUUUU
Messenger RNA from Apodemus sylvaticus (European woodmouse), 1565 nucleotides. RefSeq names its product 3'(2'), 5'-bisphosphate nucleotidase 1 (gene Bpnt1). Gene Ontology annotation, molecular function: 3'(2'),5'-bisphosphate nucleotidase activity. Gene Ontology annotation, biological process: phosphatidylinositol phosphate biosynthetic process. The record is from RefSeq and is a predicted model, not a curated record. Bases 118 to 1089 code for a protein of 323 amino acids. The transcript has 10 exons. Lineage: Eukaryota; Metazoa; Chordata; Mammalia; Rodentia; Muridae.